This is a messenger RNA of Ricinus communis (castor bean), 1037 nucleotides long. Its product is annotated as peptidyl-prolyl cis-trans isomerase CYP22. The record is from RefSeq and is a predicted model, not a curated record. Gene Ontology annotation, cellular component: intracellular membrane-bounded organelle. The transcript has 6 exons. NCBI's taxonomy places the organism in Eukaryota, Viridiplantae, Streptophyta, Magnoliopsida, Malpighiales, Euphorbiaceae. Bases 34 to 723 code for a protein of 229 amino acids. Gene Ontology annotation, molecular function: peptidyl-prolyl cis-trans isomerase activity. Gene Ontology annotation, biological process: protein folding; protein peptidyl-prolyl isomerization.
CGAUUAAAUAAAUUAAAGGAGAAGAAUUUUUGCAUGGCCCAAUCCAUACACCAUUCUCUAUAUAAAGCCCAAAACCCAUCACUUGAAAAAGAAGCUUAUUGUUGCAGCAGCAGCAGCAAGAAUCAAAUAGUAAUGGCGUCAGGAGUAGGCAACACGAGCACAGCAACCGGAGCAGGGAACGUAGAGUGGCACGUAAGACCUCCAAAUCCUAAAAACCCAAUCGUUUUCUUCGAUAUUACAAUUGGCACCAUUCCCGCUGGUCGCAUCAAAAUGGAACUCUUUGCCGAUAUUGCCCCUAAAACCGCCGAGAAUUUCAGGCAAUUUUGCACUGGAGAGUACAGAAAAGCUGGAUUGCCUGUAGGUUAUAAAGGGUGUCAGUUUCAUAGAGUGAUUAAAGACUUCAUGAUUCAAGCUGGUGAUUUUCUUAAGGGUGAUGGCAGUGGAUGCGUUUCGAUAUAUGGACAUAAAUUUGAUGAUGAAAAUUUUAUUGCCAAGCACACUGGUCCUGGUCUACUCUCAAUGGCAAAUAGUGGACCAAACACUAAUGGGUGUCAGUUCUUCAUCACUUGUGCAAAAUGUGACUGGCUCGACAACAAGCAUGUUGUGUUUGGGAGGGUGCUUGGAGACGGUCUUUUGGUCGUCAGAAAGAUUGAGAAUGUGGCCACGGGACCCAACAAUCGGCCUAAACUGGCAUGUACUAUUGCUGAAUGUGGGGAAAUGUAGAGACCAAACUCAAAAAGGAAGAGCUGUCUACGAAAUAUUCCAGUCGGUUAUGUAAACCCUGUUGAACAAACAUCAUCUAAUCAACUGACCUUUGUCUUACAGUGUUGCCCAAUUUUCCCUGGGGAAAUAUUAAUUCUCAGAAUACAGGGAGGAACAAAAUACCUUGAAUAUGAAGGCAUUAUGAAGCUGACUAUUGUUCUAUGGACAGCAGCUUGUAAAAUGUUAGGUAAUACCAGAUGGAUAAUAUCAUUUUAGAUUUGAUGGGCAUCAUCUUGGUUUGCUUAACAAGUGAAAUUUCUUCUUUAUCUUCUCAA